Molecule: messenger RNA, 1137 nt
Organism: Penicilliopsis zonata CBS 506.65
Lineage: Eukaryota; Fungi; Ascomycota; Eurotiomycetes; Eurotiales; Aspergillaceae
Exons: 4
Coding region: 124-1026 (300 amino acids)
Source: RefSeq, a predicted model, not a curated record
UCUGUCGUCACUAGGUCUUUAUUAUAGCUGAUAGAAUCUACAGUGAAUCUUUAAGUUGUCGUGAAUAGAAGAUUUACACAACAGUCACCAGCUUCAUGAUGUCAACUACUAAUAGAACACGCUAUGAUUAUUCAUGUUGUGUCUCUAUCUCUUCUCUUCCAUCCCCUGAGCUCUCUGCCAUCUUUUCUUGCGUUCAAACCCAACGUUAUGGCGUCCGAAGCUCGCGACAGUCCCGACAGUCCCGACAACCCGGUCAACCCCGACAGUCUCGAGGACGAGGCGAACUUCGCCGACGACUCAGGCUCCGAGUGGGAGACGGUCCCCGAGUCCGACCCCGACACCGACUUCACGCUGGGCAUCCCUGCAGAGCAUAAGAUGUCCGACUACGGCUCCGACGACGAGAUCCGGUGGGAAGACCAGUUCGGGGAUCCCUGGGAGGUCACCAACCCGGAGCACCCACACAACCGGCGCUGCAGAUGGGUCACCGAGGAGGAGUACGAGCUGAGUCCGAGUUCCUCUGAGCAGGGAGGCAAGGCUUCCGAUUCAGACUCCUCUGCAGACCCUCUCUGGGGGUACACCAGAGCGAAAGAGCGGCCGGAGUGGUUGGAAAAGAGGGUUCGAGAGUCGUGGGCGAAAGACGUGAUUGCAUUGACUGAAUCGGAGGCUCGCACUCAAUACCAACGACUCCGCAAACGCCUCCUCCGAGGAAAAGUCCUCCCUCUCGAACACGAAGACCGACUUCGCAAGCUCGAGGACGUGUGGGGGAUCAAAUACCUGCUGGGGUCGAUCUAUCUGACCGGCACGGAGAACUUCACUCAGACGCCUCUGUACUAUUACUAUCAGAACCUGCCCGAGGUUAAAUACCAUCCCCACGGCGCCGGUCUUGUUCUCAAGGUGCAUGACUUCAAGGAUAAAAAGGGCAGAGACCGAGUGAGGCUGGAGGUCUUGCGUGAAGCCAGCCCUGGAGAUACCCGCAUCACGUAUCAGUACGCGGAUGCCGCUCGUCCUGGCGACUACGACGGAUAAUGCUGGAUCUUUCCAGGGAUUUUCGGGUGGAGAUUAUGUCUAAACUAGUCGCUUACUGGAAUUAAGAUCUCUCAUGUAGACAUGAUUUCCUAAUGUAUCUCUACUUGGCUG